Messenger RNA from Trichoderma citrinoviride, 777 nucleotides. RefSeq lists its product as hypothetical. Lineage: Eukaryota; Fungi; Ascomycota; Sordariomycetes; Hypocreales; Hypocreaceae. The coding region runs from base 1 to 777 and encodes 258 amino acids. Gene Ontology annotation, cellular component: nucleus. Gene Ontology annotation, biological process: positive regulation of DNA-templated transcription. The record is from RefSeq and is a predicted model, not a curated record. The transcript has 2 exons. Gene Ontology annotation, molecular function: transcription coactivator activity; chromatin DNA binding.
AUGAACAAUCCUCAUGACUACCUUAUCUCAAGCGCCACGAGCGCGCCUCCCCGGCGGCCGAUCGAUCCUGACAAUGCCGAUAGUUGGGUAAUGCUCAACCAGGGCGGAUUCGUGAAGCUGGGCAACGAGCGGAUCCUGUGGAAGCUCGAUGGGCGCAUAUCCUGCGAACUGUCCGUCCCCCCGGAGCUAAGAGCUCGCUGCGUCCCGUUCCAUCGCAAGAGUGACAAGGGAGCUCUCUUCCUGACCAACAAGCGGGUCAUCUACCUCCCCGCGAAGCCGACCCAGGAGCCAAAGUUCGAAUCAUUCAGCGCGCCCAUCCUAAAGUUCCAGGACUCGACCACGUCUUCGUCCAUGUGGUGGGGAUGGGUCUGGAAAUCAGACUGCAUCCCCGUGUCGGGCGGCGGCAUCCCGCCGGAGCUGCCGCGCGUCGAGGUCAAGCUCACCUUCUCGGACGGCGGCAUGAUGGAGUUCAAUGAGGCGUACAUUGGCCUGCGAGAGCGCCUGUUCCAGUACCAGGAGAUGCGCAGGGAGCUGGACGCCAGCACCGAAGUCCCCGACGAACCUCUACCUGCGUACGAGGCCCAGGGAGACCGACAAGAGCCGCCGGCGCCUAGCCAGCUGGCCGUCCCGGGGCCGAACCGCUCAGACAGCUCCGCCAGCCGCCGCGCCCCCAACGAGCCGCCGCCAAAUUACGACGAGGCGCAAGCGCAGCAGAUCAGCAACCGCUUGGAGGAUCACAUCCGGAACGAGGUCGAUCGAGGCGCCGCAGACGAGUAG